Helianthus annuus (common sunflower) is the source of this 982-nucleotide messenger RNA. Its product is annotated as LIM domain-containing protein PLIM2c. Gene Ontology annotation, biological process: actin filament bundle assembly. NCBI's taxonomy places the organism in Eukaryota, Viridiplantae, Streptophyta, Magnoliopsida, Asterales, Asteraceae. Gene Ontology annotation, cellular component: actin cytoskeleton; plasma membrane. The record is from RefSeq and is a predicted model, not a curated record. The transcript is spliced from 5 exons. Bases 132 to 854 code for a protein of 240 amino acids. Gene Ontology annotation, molecular function: actin filament binding.
GAAUCGUGGAAAAAUAAUUGAGCUGCAAAUUUCCUUUUUUUUUCUUUGAUAUUUGAUUGUUGGUUCUGCCCAACUACAUUUGGAUUCCUUUCUUCAUUUAUAACUUGUUUUUUAUAUCAGAAAGGAUAAAAAUGGCGUUUGGUGGAACCAUCGACAAAUGCAAUGCUUGCGAUAAGACUGUUCAUUUUGUUGAUUUAAUGACCGUUGACAAUGUCAUUUAUCACAAAAAGUGCUUCAAAUGCACCCAUUGCAAAGGCACUCUUGUGAUGAGCAACUACUCCUCCAUGGAUGGCGUACUCUAUUGCAUGCCUCAUUUCGAACAACUUUUCAAAGAAACUGGAAAUUACAGCAAAAAUUUUCGUACAUCAAAGCUAAAUAGGGACAAUUCAACGGCACAGUUACCAAACAAAUUCUCAAAUUUCUUUUCGGGCACCCUGGACAAAUGCCGAAUUUGUGAAAAGACUGUCUAUUUUAUUGACAAGAUGACAAUGGAAGGCGAAUCAUAUCACAAGCAAUGCUUUAGGUGUGUUCACGGAGGGUGUCCUUUAACACACUCAUCGUAUGCUGCCCUCAACGGAAAUCUCUACUGCAGACACCAUUUUGCUCAACUCUUCCUAGAAAAAGGCACAUUGUCUCACGUUCUCAAGGCUGCUGCAGACCGUAAGAAAAACACAAUACCCGAUCACCAAGCUGAAGCUGAAAAGGUACCCCUACCCGAACAAGAAAGUGAGGUUGAGAAGGCACUCGAACCACAACAGGAAAAUCAAGUUGAAAAGGUAGUUGAAACUGAAGUUGAAAGCAAACUAGAUACUACAGAAGAAGUCGAUGAUGAACAAGAAUCCGAGACAGUUUAAACAUCACAAAUCGUGUUUGUGUUACUGAAAAGUAAUUUUAUUUGUCUAUACAACUGUUGUAUGUCAUUGUUGUUUGCUAUCAUGAUUCUGGGAUGAACAAUAAAAAUAAAAUCCAAUAUUUCAAACUC